ACAGUGUUGUCUCGAUCAUCUAGGCGCUGGACAGGAAAAAUGCUGCGUCCGUUGUCAAGAAAGCGACCACAGCGUCCUGCGCUGCUUGGGCACCUAGCCUGCAUAAGACGAUCACAUAUCCGCGCUCUGGCCACGGCUGCUCCUAAAUUCAAAGUUCCUAUGAACCAAGAAUGGGUAGACUUAGUUAAGAAGGAGCUCAAGGGAAAAGACCCGAUCGAUCUGACGUGGAAUACUUCAGAGGGAAUACCUGUCAAACCAUUGUAUACAAAGGCUGAUGUUGCGGACGUACCUGAAGAGAUACCAGGCAAAUUUCCUUUUACCCGAGGACCUUAUGCUUCGAUGUACACAAAUCGACCUUGGACGAUUCGCCAAUAUGCGGGGUUCAGUACUGUGGAAGAAAGCAACGCUUUCUACAAGAAGAACUUGGCCGCUGGGCAACAAGGUCUUAGCGUAGCCUUUGACCUUGCUACUCAUCGAGGAUACGACAGUGAUCAUCCACGGGUCGUGGGUGAUGUCGGAAUGGCAGGAGUUGCCAUUGACUCUGUUGAGGAUAUGAAGCGUUUGUUCGAUGGUAUUCCGUUGAAUCGCAUGUCGGUUUCGAUGACUAUGAAUGGUGCAGUUCUGCCUAUUUUGGCCAUGUACAUUGUUGCAGGGGAGGAGCAGGGUGCACAACAAAAAGAACUGUCUGGAACGAUUCAAAAUGAUAUUCUAAAAGAAUUUAUGGUUAGAAACACCUUUAUUUAUCCUCCUGAACCCUCCAUGAAGCUGAUUGGCGACAUCUUUGAAUACACUGCAAAGCACAUGCCGAAGUACAAUUCCAUUUCUAUAUCUGGUUAUCACAUUCAGGAGGCAGGUGCAGACAAUGCCUUGGAAUUGGCAUUCACCAUUGCAGACGGCUUAGAAUAUGUCCGCACAGGUUUGAAAGCGGGAAUGACUGUCGACGAUUUCGCACCGCGCUUGUCUUUCUUUUUCGGGAUUGGGAUGAAUUUCUAUAUGGAAAUCGCGAAGUUACGGGCAGCGCGUCGCCUAUGGGCCACAUUGGUCAAGGAAAAAUUUCAACCUCAGAAUAAAAAAUCGCUUUUAUUAAGAACUCACUGUCAAACUUCGGGAUGGUCACUAACGGAGCAGGAUCCUUAUAACAAUGUAAUUCGUACGACAAUUGAAGCCAUGGCAGCAACGCUGGGAGGGACACAGUCCUUGCAUACAAACGCGCUCGACGAAGCUAUCGGUCUGCCAACCGAAUUUAGCGCGCGUAUUGCGCGUAACACACAGCUUAUUUUGCAAACAGAAGCAUUCAUUCCUAAGGUCGCGGAUCCAUGGGGUGGCAGUUACUUAAUGGAGUCCUUGACCAAUGAACUUUUUGACAGAGCGCACGCUAUUAUUGCAGAGGUGGAAUCUAUGGGAGGAAUGGCUAAAGCGGUUGCUAGCGGCAUGCCUAAGCUGAGGAUCGAAGAGUCUGCAGCGAAGCGACAAGCACGUAUUGACUCCGGGCAAGAAGUUAUUGUUGGUGUGAAUAAGUAUCGAGUGGAAAAAGACGACAAUGCCGUGGAUGUCUUAGCCAUUGACAACUCUCAAGUCCGGAACGCCCAGAUCGCUAAGAUCAAUAUUGUCAAGACCACGAGGGAUCAGGAACGAGCAGCGAGGGCCUUGGACGCGUUAACGGACAGUGCAAGAUCCGGACAAGGAAAUACCUUAGCAUUGGCGAUUGAGGCUGCCAAAGCACGAUGUACCGUCGGGGAAAUUACAUAUGCGUUGGAGCAGAUAUGGGGACGCCACAACCCAACAGUCAGAGUUGUCAGCGGCGCUUACAAAUCUGAAUACGGAGCAAGUGAAGAUAUCGCCAAGACCUUGGCGAUGGUUCAGGAAUUCAUGCAUCGUGAAGGCCGUCGUCCACGUAUCCUAGUCGGCAAGAUGGGACAAGAUGGACAUGAUCGGGGAGCGAAGGUUAUCGCCAGUGGUUUUGCGGAUUUGGGAUUUGAUGUCGACAUUGGACCCCUAUUUCAGACUCCAGCUGAGGUCGCCCGUCAGGCGGUCGAUGCUGAUGUUCAUGUAGUGGGUGUCAGUUCACAGGCCGCUGGUCAUAAGACUUUGGUACCGGAGCUGAUUGAAGAGUUAAAGAAAUUAGGGGCUUGCGAUAAAUUGGUUGUUGUUGGAGGAGUCAUUCCACAGCAGGACUACGCUUUCUUGUACGAACAUGGAGUCAGCUGCAUCUUUGGGCCUGGGACCAAGAUCCCCCUCGCGGCUCAAGAAGUUAUUCGAAAGAUUGAAGAAUCACACAAGGAUGACACUGGCAAAGCUGCGGCAUCCGCCUGAUCACUCGUUCUACAUAGCUCUAGAUAGGACAUAGCGGACUACAUACGUUCAUAUCAUAUUUCUAGUUCAUCUGGCUGCGUGCAUACACGUAACCUGCUACAGUCUCUGGCUCCUGUGCAAUUUGACCAGUCUCUCUCGA
This is a messenger RNA of Spizellomyces punctatus DAOM BR117, 2452 nucleotides long. Its product is annotated as methylmalonyl-CoA mutase, mitochondrial. Gene Ontology annotation, cellular component: mitochondrion. Lineage: Eukaryota; Fungi; Chytridiomycota; Chytridiomycetes; Spizellomycetales; Spizellomycetaceae. The record is from RefSeq and is a predicted model, not a curated record. Gene Ontology annotation, molecular function: metal ion binding; methylmalonyl-CoA mutase activity; cobalamin binding. Bases 40 to 2313 code for a protein of 757 amino acids. The transcript has 24 exons.